AUGGAGAGCCACGGGGCAGCUCCCCGGUUCCUGGCCUACCCACGUGCCUUCACGGCACAAAGCGGCUCCGACGCCAUGCUGAGGUGCCAGAUUGCAGGUGACCCCCGGCCCAGCGUGCUCUGGGAGAAGGACACAGCCCCGAUCCAGCCUUCAGGCCGCUUCUGCAUGGAGGCCAAGGGGGAUGUGUACAGCCUACGGGUGUCCUGCGUCACCCCGCAGGAUGGCGGCCUCUAUGUUUGCAAGGCCAAGAACUGCAUUGGUGAGACUUAUGCUGCUGCCACGUUGCGAGUGGAGGCUGGUGAGCAACAGCAGGAGGAGGAGGAGGAAGGCCAUGCUGGCAGCCGAGCUCCCACCUUCCUGGUGGGGCCCUCAUCGGUGCGGGUGUGCCGUGGGGAGGACGUGACUUUCUCAUGCCGAGUCUUGGGGCAACCCUGCCCGCUGCUAGAGUGGGAGAAGGAUGGCUGCAAGCUGUGUGACCUCUUCGAGAGCAGCCACUUUGCAGUGGGCCGGCAGCCUGAGAACUGGCACUACCUCAAGCUGUUUGGAGUCCGACCCCCGGACGCAGGGGUCUACGUGUGCCGGGCACGCAGCGGCUCCAAGGAGGCCCUGGCUGCAGCUGUGCUCCUGGUGGAGCCCUGGUGCUCCCCUUCUGACAGCACCCAACCAUGGCAACAGCGACACGGGAGCACUGACACCUGGGCACCAGCACCCAACGGCACACCAAGAGCCAAGGCAUUCGCUGUCAGCGCGGGGAAGCACGCCAAGUUCCGCUGCUAUGUCACCGGCAAGCCCAAGCCGGAGAUCAUCUGGCAAAAGGAUGGCAAAGUCGUGGCCCCCGGCCGCCGGCACCUGGUCUACGAGGACCGCGAGGGCUACUUCAUCCUGAAGGUGCUGUACUGCCGACCCCGUGACCAGGGGCUGUAUGUUUGCACGGCCUCCAACACGGCUGGGCAGACAUUGAGUGCCGUGCAGCUGCAGGUGAAGGAGCACCGGCUGCGGUUCCAGGUGCCAUUGGAGGAUGUGGAGGUGGCAGAGCGGGAGGAUGCAGUCCUGGAGUGCCAGGUGCCACUGGGGAGCAUCCCCACCUCCUGGUUCCUGGAGGACCGGGAGCUGCAGCCCAGCCACAAGUACAUGAUGGAGGAGUGCGGCGUGGUGCGGCGUCUGACCAUCCGCGAUGCCCGCACCGACGACGACGGCGUCUACCUCUGCCAGAUGAAAGACCGGGGCCGCAGCGUUGCUGAGGUCUCCGUCCGAGGGCUGAUCGUGAAGAGGCUGCCACGGAAGCUGGAUGUGAUGGAAGGAGAGAAUGCGGCUUUCUGUGUGGAGACGCGGGAGGCCAUGGAGGGGAUCUGCUGGAGCCGCAAUGGGCUGCAGCUGCAAGAGUCACCACGCGCUGUGCUGAAGAGCUUCGGCAGGACACACCUCCUGGUGCUGGUGCACGUCACCCGUGAGGAUGCAGGCAUCAUCUGCUUCUCUGCUGGGGAGUCACUGACAUCCUCCCAGCUCCGUGUCAAGUGUGUGAAGCGUGACCCUCCCAGUGCACCUAUGGCAGCCCAGAUGAGCACGGAGCAGAGCAACGCAGCCCUCCUGACGUGGUGCCCUGCACCCGAUGUGCACCAUCACCCUCCCAGCACCUACAUUCUGGAGCGGCGUGAGGCGGCAGGCAGUAGCUGGGUGCAGUGCCUGAGCACUGAGCUGCCCGGCCGCGUGCAGGUGCUGGGCGACAGCGUGCCCCGCGAGGCUGACUACUGCUUCCGAGUCUGUGCCGUCAACAAGCAUGGCCGCAGUGACCCUGUGGAAUUCCCUGGCUGCGUGCAUCUCGUGCCAGCUGUGCGCCUGGAGAGGGGCCUGCAGGAUGCACGGGUGCGGGAUGGUGAGGAUGCACGCUUCUCUGUGGAGCUGUCGGCCUCGGUGCAGGGUGAGUGGUUCCUGAAUUGCACAAGGCUGCAAAGGGAGGAGAGCGGGCGCUUCAGUGUGCAGCACUGUGGGACGGAACACUCGCUGAUCAUCCGCUCAGCAAGGCUGAGAGAGAGUGGUACACAUGUCACCUUUGUGGCCAGCGGUCUGUCCCAUGCCAAGGCCCCAGUGCGCUGGUACAAGGAUGGGGAGGAGGUGGAGGAGGGUGAGAGCCUGGUGCUGGAGCGCGAGGGGCCGCGGUGCUGCCUGGUGCUGCCCUGCGCCUGCCCGCAGGAUGCAGGGGAGUUUGUCUGUGACACUGGUGACACUGCUGCCUCCUAUCACAUCAUGGUCGCAGAGCCACGAGUGAGGAUUUUGCACCCUGUGCAGCGCUCGCUGGAGCUGCCAGUGCUGGCGCCGGGGCAUGUGGAGCUGCGCUGUGAGCUGUCUGUGCCUGAUGCUGCUGUGCGCUGGUUCAAGGAUGGGCUGGAGGUGGAUGAGACCAACAACCUGCGGCUGCUGGCUGAUGGUGCCUGGCGCUGCCUGCUCAUCCCCAGGAGCAGUGCUGAGGACACAGGGGAGUACAUCUGUGAGAGCAAGGAUGAAGCUGUCUCAUUCGAUGUCAAGGUGACAGAGCCCCCAGUGAAGAUCCUGCAGCCACAGAGACCUCCACCUGUUGUAAAGGUGUCCCCAGGGGAGACGGUGAUGCUGUCCUGUGAGUUGUCCCGUGCUGAUGCACCUGUGUGCUGGGCCAGGGAGGGUGUCCAGCUGGAGGCGGGGGGCAGCUGGGUGCUGGAGGAGGAUGGUGCCCACCGUCGCUUGCUCAUCCCUGCUGCUCAAGCUGAGCAUGCUGGAAAAUACUUCUGCGAUGCAGCUGAUGAUGCGGUGACAUUCACUGUCCAGGUGUCAGACCCUCCAAUCAGGAUCCUGGAGAAAGAUGCACUGCCAACCUGCCGACGCUGCCGGGCCAUGGAGGAUCUGGUGCUGGAGGUGCAGCUGUCACACGCCCAUGGGGAGGUGAAGUGGUACAAGGACGGGGAGAAGCUGCAGGACACGGGGCAUGUGCGGCUGGAGGAGGAUGGGCAGCGCCGGGCACUUGUCAUCCUGGGUGCCACAGAUGGGGAUGCGGGGGAGUACCUCUGUGACACCCGAGAUGACAGUGUCAUCUUCUGCGUCACCGUGGAAGCCCCAGAGCCACCAGUGAGCAUCGUGGGGAACCUGGGCACCACAGAGCAUCGCUGCCUGGUGGCUGGGCAGGACCUGGUGCUGGCCUGUGAGCUGUCCCAGCCCAAUGCUGCCGUGCGCUGGCUGCGGGAUGGCCAGGAGCUGCAGCCAGGGGAGCGGGUGUGCAUUGUGGCCCAUGGGGCACUGCGGGAGCUCACUGUGCACAGAGCACAGCCCGGGGACUCAGGGUACUACGUCUGUGAUGCUGCCAGCGACCGCAUGGUGACGAGCGUGGAGGUGACAGCCCAGGCUGUGCGAAUUGUGAACAAGGAGGAAGCACAGAGCCCACUGGAGGUGCAGGAGGGAGACAGUGUGACACUGGUGGCCCAGCUGUCCCCAGAGACUGCGGUAACACAGUGGCAGAAGGAUGGGCAGAUGCUGCUCUCAGGUGGGCGGCUGCUGGUGUGCAGUGAGGGUCCAGCACGCAGCCUUACCAUCAAGCAGGUGGAACUGGGGGAUGCCGGCACCUUUCUUUGCGAUGCUGGGGAUGACGAGGUGUACUUCACACUGCAUGUGAAAGAGGCACCGGUGCUGUUUGUGAACAAGCAGGAGGAGCGGGAGAAGCUGCUGGUGCUGGAGGGUGGUAGUGCCGUGCUCUCAGCUGUCGUGUCCAAGGAGCGAGCUGACAUCACCUGGCUGUGCCCCCAGCAGCUCAUGGUACCCAGUGAGCGCUGCCAGUUGCGUUGUGAUGGCCGUGUGCACAGCCUGGUCCUCAGCAAUGUGGCCAAGGAGGAUGCUGGAGUCUACACCUGCCUGUCCCCUGAUGACCAGAUGCAGUUCGACAUCAGCGUGCGGGGUGAGCGCUGGUGGCAGGGGGAUGCACAGCACGGUGCUGGGGGUAUGUGCAUGCUGAUGGCUGUCUGUGCAGAGCUGCAGGUGAAGUUCCUGCGUGGGCUCUCGGAUGUGCGGGCACAGCAGGGUGAGACAGUGGUGUUGUGGUGCGAGUUGUGCAAGGCCCGUGGCGAUGUGGUGUGGCUGAAGGAUGGGCGGGUGCUGGAGCCUGAUGCACGCCGCGAGGUCCGGGUGCAGGGCCGGGAGCGCUCACUGGUGCUGAGCUGUGUGAGGCCUGAGGACGCUGGGGAGUACUGCUGUGAGUCCAACAAUGACCGCACGCUGGCCACGCUGACAGUGCAGGUGCGCAGAGUGGUGGAGAUCAUUGUGGAGCUGCAGAGCCUGAUGGUGCUGGAGGGAGACGAUGCCACCUUCAAGUGCAUGGUGUCCCCCGAGGACGUGGCGGUGACAUGGCAGCUGGAUGGGCAGCCAGUUGUGCCCAGUGAGCGGCUGCAGGUGGCCAGGAGUGGGCUGUGCCAUAGCCUCACCAUGCGGGGCUGCCAGCCAGGCGAUGCAGCCACUGUGACAGCCAAUGCUGAGGGGCUGCUGAGCACAGCCCGGCUCAGUGUGCAAGAGGCGCAGGUGCUGUUCGUGCAGAAGCUGCGGGACAUGGUGGCCGAGGAGCAGCAGGAUGUGUGCCUGGAGGUGGAGGUGAGCCAUGAAGCAGCUGAGGUGCAGUGGCUGAAGCAAGGUGUGCUCCUGCAGCCCAGUGACAAGUACCUGAUGUGUGAGUCGGGGUGCCGGCGCACCCUCACCAUCUGCUGUGUCAGCCCCUCUGACCGUGGCACCUACCGCUGCGAGAGCCUGCACGACCGCACACAGGCCAAACUCAGUGUGGAACCCCAGAAAGUGUCAAUCCGGAGGCCACUGGCUGAUGUGGAGACCUUUGAGAAGCAGACAGCCACCUUCCUGCUGGAGCUGUCUCACGCCGGUGUGCCUGGGGUCUGGACACGUGGUGGUGUGCUGGUGAAGCCCAGUGCCACAUGCCGGGUCAGUGCCACGGGCUGUACACACAGCCUGACACUGGAGGGGCUGGCACUGGAGGACUCAGGCACCAUCACCUUCACUGCUGACAAUCUGCGCUGCAGCGCCCGCCUGCUCGUGCGGGAGCCUCCCAUCAGCAUGGUGAAGCUCCUGCAGGACCUGGAGGUUCCAGAGGCAGGGACUGCCACCUUCGAAUGCGAGCUGUCCCGUCCCAGCGCUGAGGUGAAGUGGCUCAAGGAUGGAAUGGAGCUGCGGCCAGGCCCCCACUGCCGCAUGUACUCUGCGGGUCGGCGCCGCCUCCUGCAGCUCAACCGCUGUGCACUGCCUGAUGCCGGCAUCUACACCUGUGAGGCAGGUGACUGCCAGGCCUCCGCCACACUGCGUGUCCAUGAGCACCAGGUCCACAUAAUGCAGGAGCUGCAAGAUGCUUGUGUGCAGGAAGGUGACAAUGCCGUGUUCAUGUGUGAGGUGUCCCAUGGUGAUGUUCUGGGUGAGUGGUUCCGUGAUGGGGAGAAGAUCAAGGUGUCCAGCACGGUGAAGAUACGGCAAGAAGGCACACGGCACUUCCUGCUGCUCUGCACCGUGUGCCCUGAAGAUGCGGGUGCCAUCCGUUUUGCGGCCAGGAUGGCUAAUUCAGAGGCCAGCCUGAAGGUGGAAGUGCUGCCCAUCCGCAUUGUGAAGCCACUGCGGGACAAGACGGUGCUGGCGCGGCACAAGGCGACGCUGGAGUGCAUGGUGUCACACGCCCGGGGCCGCGUGCGCUGGCUGCGUGGAGACACCGAGAUCUUUGCCAGUGAUAAGUAUGAGAUCUGCAACCUGGACUGCUAUCGCACACUCAUCAUCCACUGUGUGGGACGUGAGGACGAGGACUCGUACACCUGCGAUGCCUUCGAUGACCGCUCCACCGCACGGCUCCUGGUGGAAGGGAGUUAG
Centrocercus urophasianus (Greater sage-grouse) is the source of this 5868-nucleotide messenger RNA. It is a transcript of the gene OBSL1, whose product is annotated as obscurin like cytoskeletal adaptor 1. The transcript has 21 exons. Gene Ontology annotation, molecular function: protein binding. NCBI's taxonomy places the organism in Eukaryota, Metazoa, Chordata, Aves, Galliformes, Phasianidae. The record is from RefSeq and is a predicted model, not a curated record. Bases 1 to 5868 code for a protein of 1955 amino acids.